This is a messenger RNA of Myxocyprinus asiaticus (Chinese sucker), 4185 nucleotides long. It is a transcript of the gene atf5a, whose product is annotated as activating transcription factor 5a. Gene Ontology annotation, cellular component: nucleus. The transcript is spliced from 4 exons. The record is from RefSeq and is a predicted model, not a curated record. Gene Ontology annotation, biological process: regulation of transcription by RNA polymerase II. The coding region runs from base 771 to 2318 and encodes 515 amino acids. Lineage: Eukaryota; Metazoa; Chordata; Actinopteri; Cypriniformes; Catostomidae. Gene Ontology annotation, molecular function: RNA polymerase II transcription regulatory region sequence-specific DNA binding; DNA-binding transcription activator activity, RNA polymerase II-specific.
AGGUUCGGUCUAUCCAUCGAAUCGGCUAACAGCUUGAAGCGCUGAUGCAACUAACCUGCAACAACAGCCAUGUAUCUCCUGGGUAGCAAAAAGUGUUCUUCCUCGCUAGAAUAAAUGAAGUAGUCCCUGUGAAACAAUACACAUCUGAACGGUAGCGUGUACGUGUUAUGGUUUAAAUAUUUGAUGUAUAGCCAGAUAUUGCGAUUGUAGUAACCGUCCCAACUCUCGUGAAUAAAAACUUUCAUAGCGCAUUCUUCUCCCAAACUUCAAACCAGCGUUUCCUAGUUAGGUAUUAACGCACUGCUAUCACGGUUGUCGAGAAGAAAAAGUGAGACCUAGAUCUUGUAGGCGUUUUCGCCGGUCCAACACGAGGUGUGAAAUUUAUUCUAGACCAAAUACAUCCACAGGGCGGAGGAAUCUAUAGCACAGGGGGCUGACCGCGUGACGCAGCUGGUUGCUAGGUGUGGGUGACCUGAUGCGUUGACUCAAUUAGUCGAUUCUCAGUCAUCAACUCCAUCACAACAAAGCAAGACCAACAUCACUUCAGUCCUAGACACUCCGAAGGAGCCAUGGCUUUUUAAUUCAGUACAGUCCUCGAUCACAAAGAAACGCCGUGCUUUGCUCUUGCAACGCACCCCAAGCCCAAAACAUUUCAGCAACAAUGGAGUUUCAUAAUGCACACCAAGCCCUGUUUUCUGUGGCUCAACUCUCAAACUUCACUAUUGUGCACUGUAAGCUCGGACAUUUGAAUCGUAGGACUAACAGACAGGAUGAUGACUAUGUCAGCACCCAUUUGGAAGACUCUACUCGUCUGCCAGGCAGACCCUCUCACUCUCUCUCACCCACAGGCUAACCACAGCCAAUCGGAGGGGCGCAGAGGGGAGGGGCCAGAGGAGAGCCAGCACUUAAUUGGUGAUGGUCUUAGAGACUGGAUGACGGAAGAAGUAGAUUUCUCCUCUUACCUCCCAACCCCUCACUCCUCUCCAUCCCCCAAUGCAUCCCUUCCCCCCUCGCCCCUCCAGCAUGACAUCCAGGUGCCCUCAGAUUUGGAGGUCAUGACCUCUCUGCUGCAAGAGGAGCUUGCUCAGCUGGAGGAUUACUUCCUGUCUGAACCACUACCAGAAAAGGCCUCCAAACUGGGCAAAUGCGACAAGGGUCCAACGGCAGUUGGUCCCCCAUCGUAUUACCAGUUGCCUUACGCAUCAUAUUCUACUUCAAACCAAUCAGAAUCCAGCCCUCUACUUGUUACCCUGGCAACUGGGGAACUUGACUUGCUGAGCUUUUGUGGGGGUCCCAUUGGCCGUACCAAGAUUCCUAGGCACACCCCUUACAGUUGCAGCCGCCCCAGCAGCAAUGUCUGCAGCCGCAAGCGAGUUUCCGAUGGGGCGAGGGUAGCUGAAAGCUACGAGAGUAGCAUCUGGAGUUCCAAAGGAAGUUCCUCUGGUAACUCAGCUGUUGCUCCUGGUGGUAGUUACAGCUGUGCAGAAGAUGAACGGGUGAUGGGCAAAGGCUACUGCCUGGGCAGUGCGGUGGAGAUCAGACGGUGCGCCAUUUUGCCCAAAGAGGAGAAAAACUGCCGCUACACAGAAGAAGCCAUCAGUGCAAGUAAGGUGGUUGGUGCCGGAUACGGUUUUAGUGGACCCAUUCAAAUUCCCCACAAGAAAGAUGAAAUGAUGAUGUAUGGUGUCAGAGAAGUCAAUUUAAGUGGCAUAGGAGGAAGCACAGAGAUAGAGAUGAUGAGCGAUGCAAAGAGUUGUGCUAGUGACAUGGUGAAGGCCAGCGUCACCUGGAAGUCUGAGCCCAACAAAAGCUGUUUCCUCCAAGGUACAUCGCAAGAAGAGGCCUACCACAGCUUUCUAGGGGCAAUCAAUGAGCCAGUAAAAGCAGAAAGUGCAGAGAUUCAUCGUCAACAUAACAACUUCCACUGCGGCUUUCUCGAAGGUCAAGGCCCUGAAUGCUUGAGUGGUGACCGCCACGGACCUGAAGUGGGAUCUCCGUGUGCCAGAGGAGUCUGUUUGUUAAAAGAUGAUCCCUGCAUUGCGAAACCAGAGCUAGAGGUGCCUUUUAUCGAAGGGAACCAAGGUGAACGUAAACAGAAGAAAAGAGAUCAGAACAAGACUGCAGCUCACAGAUAUCGUCAAAGAAAGCGAGCAGAGUUGGACUCAUUGGAGGAACAGCUUCAUGGCCUGGAGGGUAGAAACCGUGAGCUACGGGACAAAGCAGAAUCAGUGGAACGGGAGAUCCAGUAUGUGAAAGACCUCCUUAUUGAGGUGUACAAGGCCCGCAGCCAACGGCUAAAACAAGAAACCAGCGCCUGACCAAAAGCUUGACCUCCUGCAAGUAGAAUUGUUAGCAGUUUGAAAAGCAAUGGAAUUUGAGUUGGAAUGUUUUCUGACUGAAUGUGUUAUUUUUUUAAGAUGUGGUGGAAGUUGUACUAUUGCACGUAAUUCAAUCAUUUCAUUUUCGUUACAAACUGACAAAGUCCAUCAACAGCUGCAGCACAAACAUCCACUUUCUCAGAAACAAUUCCAAAUCAGUCAAUGCACUGUGAUUUUGUCUUGUCUUAAAUGACAGCCGUGUUUAUUUUACAUGGGUCUGCUUUCUUCAGGAGUGGCUAAACGAGUCAUCCUCUUGUUUCAUCGAGCUUUAACAACAGAGCAUUUACUGUUCAGGACUGGCAGAAAUCAACACUGAAUAAAUCAAGACCUUAAAUGCAUUAUCAUUUAUUUAGAAAAUGCUGUAAGGUAAUAUCAAAGUGUAGCAUGUGACCUGCAUUUAUCUUAAUUUAUUCAAUGGCUGUUUUUUUUAUUAUUAUUUAUUAACAGUUUCAACAUUUAUAAUACCAAAAUAAAUAAUGCACAACUAAUACAUUUGUAGUUCCUACUAUCUUUACUCUUCCAUAUAUGAAUUAAGGAAUAAGCACUGAUUUUAAAAGCAAUCUAUUUCUCAUAUAUUGAGUUUCAGGGGAAGCACUCCUCAAAAUGAAUUCCCUCAGGAAUAAUGAACCUGAUGAUAUGUUUUUAAAUCCCCAAUUUAGAAUAGUCCUGCAGCUCAGGUAUACAAUUUAUUUCCAAAGUCAUGGAGGUAUGUCAGUUUGUAACUCAAUGCUGAAGAUAUGGCACUGCCUAAUGUUAUGUGUGUGUUGAUUUUCUGUACUUUCGUUCUUGCAUGCUGAAGAUUUCAUGGCUCUUUAAAAAAGAAUGUCUGAAUGACAUGUUGAACAUUACUGCAAAAGUCUUUCUUGCUUAAGAAGUCUUAUUUUAUAUUCUCUUUGUUAACACGUUUCAUUAGAGAUGAAUGAGUGGAAUUUGAUUCACAAACUACUGCUUGGCCCAAUGUCUGUGCUGUUAUUGCGAUAACAAUCAGGGUUUGUGAUUUUAUAAAGCUUGUUUGAUCUAAUGCACAAAUGUGUGUUUGGGGACAGAAAAUACAUCUUUAUAGUGAUACAGUUUUUUUAUAAUUAUCAUUGAAAUGAUUGUGGUGGCUUUAGAGACCAAUUUCAGACUCCCAGCUUCAUAGCAAUAUUUCAUCAACAAUGUAAAUGUCUUGAGUUAUGAUUAUUGCAACUGUAAUCUGCACAAUCCUUAACAAAUUUUAUGAUUUUCAUGUUUACAAUUUAGCUAUUCCAGGUUUUUUUUCCUGGCAACCUGUCUAGUGACUCUGAUUUGCUACUUGUUCACAUAGGGAGCAUGCAUAUAGCACAAUUACAACAACAACAAAGAAAUCAGCAGCAAGUCAGGCUUUGAUAAGUUUCUCUGUAUCCAUUCUUUUGAGGCAUUUUUGCCGAAGUGUGGUGUGUACCUUACUAAGUAGCAAUAUUACAUAUAGGCUAUCAUUUAAUUCCUCUUAAUAAACAACCAAGAUGCUGAGAGAGCUUACCUUAGCGACUUCAGAUUUGCUUUUCCUUAUGGCGGUAUACAAUCAUGUUUAUGAAAUAUAGCUAAUUAUGCGCUGUGCUGUACGUCAUUUUAUGUUGGGGAAUGAAUGUUUCUUUUUUCUUCUUCUUCUUCCCCCCCUCCCCCCAACAAUCCAAAACUGAGCCACACAAUUUUAAAGGAGUUUACACCAGCUAUAAUACUAAGACUAGUCAUUUUGUAAAAGGCAUUUCGAUGUAUCGUCUCCGAUUAAUUGCUUUGUGUUUUCCUGUUACCCCUUUUGAUUCAAAUAAAGUGAUUUGUUUCAGCA